Molecule: messenger RNA, 519 nt
Organism: Pediculus humanus corporis (human body louse)
Lineage: Eukaryota; Metazoa; Arthropoda; Insecta; Psocodea; Pediculidae
Exons: 4
Coding region: 1-519 (172 amino acids)
Source: RefSeq, a predicted model, not a curated record
AUGGGACCGGAUGAUUGGGAAAAUUUCAAAAGAAUAUUACCCUUUAUUCCAUUGGAUGUUUUUCUAAAAAUAAAUUUUACCGAUCCACAAAUAAUACAAUAUUUUGGACAAGCACCGAUGCAACCAAAUCAAUUGUCAUUAAUUGCCGAAAUAAUAAAUGAAAAUUUCGAUUCAAAUUUAUAUGAGAAUGUGACAUCCAUAGCAAAUUUGGGAAAUAUAUUUUGUGAAUUAAUCAUGAGCAGGUUUUUUAUAAACAUGACAAAUUGCAGCAUAAACAAAUUGAAUUAUUUAGGACAACUGGCACAAAAUUAUGAAAUAUUAGGACCCUCAAGAACUUGGGAUUUAAAUAAAAUUGAAAUUGUUGGAUCCAUAUUGGCUGGAUUAACCGAACAACAAUUUCGUGAAUUGCAAAUUGAAGCAUGUAAAGGAAUUAAACCAAAUGUUAUUCGAAUGAUACCAGAGAAAAAACUUAAGAUAAUAAGUACACUUAAAGUGUCACAACAGUAUCAAUUAACGUAA